AUGGCCAACGAUGAUGCUACUACGCGUUCCAAACACUCUGAGCUCGACAACACAAACGAUGCACCGAUCGUGAUAUCAUCAAGCGGGGAAGACAGCCAUCUGUUGACAGGAAAAAAGUUAUCGAUCGCAUUUGCAGCAAUGCUACUGGCCCUGCUGCUAACCGCACUGGACCAGACUAUUCUAUCAACUGCUCUACCGCGAAUCGCGUCGGAUUUCAACGCAUUCUCUCAACAAGGCUGGGUCGCCGCCUCGUUCGUCCUCACCCAGACUACCUUCAUCCUCUUCUUCUCCCAGGUCCUUCGCCUCUAUCCAGCAAAAUACGUGCUGAUAGUAUCUGUGGUGAUCUUUGAAAUUGGCUCUGCCUUGUGUGGUGCCGCCCAGGAUGUCAACAUCCUUAUCGGUGGGCGGGCACUCUCUGGUGUCGGCGCUGCCGGCAUUCUCACUGGCAUUCUCCAGGUGAUGGCUCAAGCCACCCGAUUAGAGGAUCGACCAACCCUGUUCAGCCUCUUCGAAUCGGUAUUCGCGUUUGCCUCGAUCAUUGGACCUCUUAUAGGCGGCGCCCUCACAGACCACGCCUCCUGGCGGUGGUGCUUCUAUAUCAAUUUACCCAUUGGCGGCGUAUCCAUCAUAGCGAUUGUAUUGCUCGUGGAUGCUCCACCACCGCUCGGAUCCGAAGACUACGAUCGCUCUUUCAAGGCUAUGUUUUGGAGUACGGCUGCCUUGGACUGGAUUGGUACUCUACUCAGUCUGGGCGCCGUCACAAGUCUUGUUCUAGGCCUCCAGUGGGGCGGCAAUGAGAAGGCAUGGAACAGCGCAGACGUCAUUGUUUGUCUCGUUCUUGCACCCGUGCUGACAGCUGUGUUUAUCUUUUGGGAGCACUAUAUGGGAGAUCGGGCUAUGGUUCCGUUGGCCAUCUUUAAGAGCUUCUCUAUUUACUCAAUCUGCUUUUUCGCGAUCUUCAACCGCUUCAUCUACCUGAUCUUUACCUAUUACAUUCCCAUCUACUACCAGGCAGGCCGUCACCACUCUGCGACGAAGAGUGGUGUGGACUUGCUCCCGCUCAUGCUGUCCGUCGUAAUCUCGAUUGUGGUGUCUGGACAACUUGUCGGUCGUUACGGCCGCUACUGGCCGUACUUAGUUGGCGGACCGGUGAUUGGCGCUGUAGGUUCUGGACUAAUGUACACUGUGACCGCGUUGCCUUCAAACGCAGCUGUUAUCGGCUACCAGAUCCUUGUCGGCAUAUGUAUUGGCACAACUCUGCAGAAUAUCCUAUUCGCCAUGCAGGCUGAGUUUGACGACACACCAAAGCUGAUCAGUCAAGCGACUGGCAUGGUGAACUUCUGCCAGUUCCUCGGUGGUACGAUUGGUCUCGCCAUCGCCGAAACUACCUUCUCGUCAGAACUCUUGCGCAAUUUGCGCAAGUACGCGCCAGACGCGCCUUUUGAGACAAUACUACAGUCGCCGCUGUCGAUCUAUAGUGCAGCGGUCCCAGACGCACUGGUGCCUAACGUCGUACACGCCUAUGUUAAAUCCCUCUCAAUCGUCUACAUUAUUGGCGUCCCAGCGAGCGUUCUCUCGCUAAUCUUCGCACUCUGUAUCUCGAAUAUCAACAUCAAGAAAAAGCCCGAAACGGAGAUAGAAAAUCAUGUACCGCAUGGUGAUAACGUGGCUAGCGAAGGGCCACAAACGUCCAACGAGCAGCACCCUAUGGCAGAGAAAAUACACUCACCCUAG
Messenger RNA from Penicillium vulpinum, 1734 nucleotides. Its product is annotated as MDR family MFS transporter. The record is from RefSeq and is a predicted model, not a curated record. Gene Ontology annotation, biological process: transmembrane transport. Bases 1 to 1734 code for a protein of 577 amino acids. Gene Ontology annotation, molecular function: transmembrane transporter activity. NCBI's taxonomy places the organism in Eukaryota, Fungi, Ascomycota, Eurotiomycetes, Eurotiales, Aspergillaceae. The transcript has 13 exons.